Molecule: messenger RNA, 255 nt
Organism: Rotaria socialis
Lineage: Eukaryota; Metazoa; Rotifera; Eurotatoria; Philodinida; Philodinidae
Source: the annotation of a GenBank genome assembly
AUGAACGAUAUACAAUGUAAAAACUUCAAUGAAGGAAGUCAUCAGCGAUGUUGCGUCGAAGAUGAACUUGUUGCGCUACAACUACAAUGGAAUCAGCAACGACAAGAAAUCGUCGAUCUAAGUCGACAAAUCGAUAUAUUUCGAGAAAUCUCACAUAAUAUCUGUGUUGCAUGUGACUCACUAGUGGGUGUCUUGAAUCAUUUCCAUGAACAUUUACAACAAGUGCAUCACGACUCAAAAAUGAUUUGUGAUUAA